Molecule: messenger RNA, 1505 nt
Organism: Cylicocyclus nassatus
Lineage: Eukaryota; Metazoa; Nematoda; Chromadorea; Rhabditida; Strongylidae
Source: the annotation of a GenBank genome assembly
AUGUUAGAGAAGUCGUCCUAUCUCCGACUUGGCAGUAGAUAUUUGCUAUCAUACCAGGCAAAUGCGCUUUUAUGGAAGAUACAACAUGAACCGAUACAGAAUGAGCUUAUCGUGAUUCAAUAUCCAGGCAUAAUUAAGAAUGUUGAUCACGCACUGGAAACACUUGGAGGUUUGCCAAAGAUUUCGCAUAAUCACUUCUGCGGUCACGCACUGGAGCUUCGACACACACCAGAGAAUCCCUACACGAGUGCUUCAGUCUCAGAAAAGAAGGUGGAUGCAGUGGUGACUUCUGGCACUCUUCGUGUGAUAAUGCAGAUUCGGCGAAAGAAGAAGAAACCAAGUGUGAUUGAAACAAAAUUUUUAGGCCUGGUUAAUUAUGUUUAUACUUUCGAUACAAUGUGCGAUUUCCAAUAUCUGCCGUUGAAGAAACGGCAAGACAAGGACGAAUUUGACGAUUUAAUACCUCGCCUCAUACCGCAAGACCUUCCGGGUGCCUUAUGUUGGUGGGACAGGCCUGAUGCUCAUUCCGGAUACACGCCACUCUACCUUCCUCCGUACCAGUUUAGCCGUUACAAUACGCCCUCGAAUAAGCUCCUCUGUCGCGACACUGAUUUCGCAUUGGAAAAGAGUCGGCGAAAAACAGGGCAUGGACAGAAUUUGCGAUUGCACAGAAAAGCGCUUUCGGUGACUGUGCAAGCAAAUGACAUAUUCCCAGAUGCGCCAACACCAGAGGCGGUGGCGGAUGCAGAUUUCAGAUGCAAGAACGAAGAACCUCAUAAAAUGAUAGCAGCUCUAUAUCGAGAACGACCUAUGUGGACGAGAGUCGCUAUUGCAUACAAGACAGGGCUCGAAUAUACUUUGUUGAAAACACUACUGCAAAAAUACGCAUUUUACAUUCAGUCAGGACCUUGGGGUAGGCUGUGGUGCAAAUUCGGCUACGAUCCACGGAAAGACCCUGAGGCGAAAAAUUACCAAACGUUGAUGGUGUCGUUUAGGCAGCACACCAGAAUUCCAGAAAGACAACGUCUAAAGGUGUCAUCAGAUCGUGGUUAUCAGUCGGAUGCGUCGGCUAUAGUACAUUACACAUAUCAACAAGGGCGUCUCCCUCGGGUACGACAGAUGUGGUAUAGCUUGUGCGAUAUCAAAUUACCUCUAGCUGAAACACUGUUGAAGAAAGACUACAGCAAGGUAUCAGAGCCAGGGAUAACUGGAUGGAUCCACCCAGACUUACUUGAGGAACUUCGUGAGUUCAUCAAGGAAGACGUGAAGAAGACGAGUGAGGAUAUGGACGCAGACGAAGAUAUGGAUACCGGGGAUGAUUUCUGAGAACGUUUCACAUAUAUUCGAUCAAUUUUUUCGCUUAACAUAUUAGCGUGUUUGCACUCCAAGUAAAAUGUGCGCGUGAACAAAUAGCUACGCCUAUGACGCCGGCCAAUUGCGCGCGCAAAAUGCUAGCUAUACCUUCGAUACAUAGAGCCAUGUACUCUGGUAACCUUCACUUUGAG